CCUGUCUGGCUUUCAUGGGCUACAGACGACAAUUCUCACGCAGCUGCUGGACGGUUUUCUGAUAUUUAAAUCUUUGUGAGGGAUGGAGGACAACGGGGACGACGUCUGCUAUUCUACAGUCUGCAUCAAAAAUGGCAAACCUCCUGAAAAGCGAGAGGAGGAGGACAUGACCAUUUAUUCUGAAGUGAAAACAAAGAAAACUGCUCCUGCUGAACCAAUCAGCAUGACGAUGAUCAAGCAGCAGGCAGAAAUCAGUGACCUUUCCACAAAAAACCAGCAGCUGACUGUAGAAAGAAAGACGAUGGAGAACCAGACAGAGGAGCUGAGCCGAGAGAGAGAUGAACUGAACCGGACCUUUCAAUCCAUCCUGACCUUCGACACCUUUCCUGUUAAAGACUUCUGCCCAGACAAAAAGUGCCAGCCCUGUCAGAAAGGCUGGAAAAUCUUCCAGGAAAAAUGUUACCUUUUUUACGACGAACGAAGCUCUUGGAAAACGUGGAGGGAAAGUCGGGCGUACUGUCAGAGAAAAGCAGCAGAUUUGGUUGUCAUCGAUGAUCUGCAGGAGCAGAUGUUUGUCAGCAAUCACACCAAAUACUACUAUGAUAAGUACCAUGGAUACUGGCUGGGGUUACGAGAAACUGACAACAACUGGAUGUGGGUUGAUGGACGUGAUGACACUCUGGGGUUCUGGAUGAAGGAUGACUUUGGUUCUUCAGGUCCAGUUGUACUGCUGAUCCCUGGGAGAAACCCGACGCAGAGCUGGGACAAAGCACAACAAGACUUUAAGAACAAAUUUAUCUGUGAGCGUCAAGUUCUGCUAAAGUCCUGAUAAAUAACAAUGUUCUCUUUAUAUCUAACGCAGGAAUACUCAACUUUCAUAAAUAUUAACAGAACCUCAGCUGUUGAAACAACUGUCUUUCCCCUUUCUGGUAAAGAUUUUCAGAAUUUCAACAUUUCCUCUACGCUCUCGUUGGCAAACAAAUUUCUACUAAAACUACCUGCUCAUUUUGCAUGUGUGUGUGUUGGCAAGGGUUCCUCGUGACUGUUAAAGUCAACAUCAUCAUUUAGGUUCUUUUUUUUUUUUUUUUUUUGCUGUCUUAUUAAAUGUAAGGCCUGAUGAAUUCUUUAUUUCUCUUGCCACCAGUAGCUGCACAUGUUCAGUCAAACAUUUUCAGAUAAAAACUAGAUCUAAAGACUUGUGAUUUCUGCAUUUUUUUAUUUCUUUUACUUAUUUAAUAAAAAAAACGGUUCUGGUAAAUAUUCUGUUUAACUCUUGCUGCAGUUCAUCUUGCUGAACUUCUGCUCCUCCUGGAAGAUGUCACAUCUAAACAUAGAAAUAGCCAUUUGGGUGUAGCUUUUAUAAAUGGAGAGUAGUAGGAAAAAGUAGCAAAGUGGGGAAAAGUGGUCAUGAAGCAGCCUAAGCCUAGAGCAGCAUGAUCAAGAGCUCUGGAUAAUUGAACCGACUUUAGGUUUUAUCCAGACUGGAGGUUUCAAGGCUGGUAAUAAAGACAAAAUAGUAACAUAUAUUGUUUUUUAUGCAUUGGUCCACAGAGCAGCAGACAUUAAGUCACUCAGGGGACCUAAAGCUAUUUUGGUUUGUAAUGUUUGCAGAUUUUCUGCUGCAGUACUGAAUUUCUUGCGUCACAUAGAUUUUUCUUUUUGUUUUGUUUUUUUUGCUCUUGCUAUCCUGUUUUUAAAGUGGAAACUCUUUUAAGACUAAAGGUAAAUCGCGUUUUAAUUUUGUAUUCGUUUGAUAUAUCAAUGUUUUCACUAAUAAAGCAUUUGUACCACUUACAAUCGUGACUGUAGAAGAGUGACAAAGCUAGUGUGGCCACAAGGGGGAGCUAUACAUCAUUUUGUCGCAGAGUUGAAUAAAAGAUCCCCUUUUACUAAAAUGUUAUAUAAAUAAAGACAUUUUUUUUGUUUUGUUUGCUUGUUUUUUUUGUAUUUAUUGGUCAUGGUUUUCCCAUUUUUCUUUAUAUUUAUUAUUUUGAUAAAGGCCUAUAUUUUAGUAUGCAGCUAUGUGCAGCAGUUUGUUCCAGCUGUGAUUGUUUUAAAGAGCUUUAUAAAUAAAGUUUCUACAGCAUGAUG
Messenger RNA from Fundulus heteroclitus (mummichog), 2091 nucleotides. RefSeq names its product dromaiocalcin-1. NCBI's taxonomy places the organism in Eukaryota, Metazoa, Chordata, Actinopteri, Cyprinodontiformes, Fundulidae. Bases 83 to 829 code for a protein of 248 amino acids. The transcript has 6 exons. The record is from RefSeq and is a predicted model, not a curated record.